Drosophila persimilis is the source of this 1023-nucleotide messenger RNA. Its product is annotated as adenylate cyclase type 2-like. The record is from RefSeq and is a predicted model, not a curated record. Gene Ontology annotation, biological process: adenylate cyclase-activating G protein-coupled receptor signaling pathway; intracellular signal transduction; cAMP biosynthetic process. NCBI's taxonomy places the organism in Eukaryota, Metazoa, Arthropoda, Insecta, Diptera, Drosophilidae. The transcript is spliced from 7 exons. Gene Ontology annotation, molecular function: adenylate cyclase activity. The coding region runs from base 1 to 1023 and encodes 340 amino acids.
AUGGCCCCAAAAGCUGAGGACAUCCACCUGAAUGACUUGUACACCCGCUACCGGCAGAGGCUGCGCAAGUCGCUCUUUACGUCGGGCCUGUUGACAUCAUUGCUGGCAUCUGUGGUGUCGAUAAUAAUUGGCAUCGUUUACGAGCAGCACCUGGUGCAGACGCUCCUGCUGGCAUUGGCGGCCCUUAUCUCCGGCUCCAUACUCACGGCCCUGCAGUUCCCGGCCGUGCUCAGCUCUCCGGCGGCAGCCUUGGCCUUUGCCAUCGUCACCACCUUCUCGCUGGGCACCAUUGCGGCCAUAACCGGGGACGAGCUGGCCCCUUUGCCCAUGUAUGCAUUGUUUCUGUGCAUCCACUCCAUGCUGCCCAUAUCGUGGCCCGUAUCCGUGGUGCUGGCUCUAUUCAUGACCGCCAUCCACAUCGUUUACCGGAUCGGCACCAGCCCGGACUAUGCACCCGAUUUGCCAAUGCUCUUUGGGGAGAUUGUGAUGCUGGCCAGCGCCUCCAUUUCCGGUCUUUACUAUCGCAUCAUGUCGGACGCUGCCCACAAUCGCACGGUGGACGGCACCCGGACGGGCAUCGAGCAGCGCGUAAAGCUCGAGUGCGAGCGGGAGCAGCAGGAGCAGCUGUUGCUCAGCGUGAUACCCGCGUACAUAGCCGCCGAGGUGAAGCGCAGCAUCAUGCUCAAGAUGGCCGAUGCCUGUCAGCGGGCCGGGGGCCAGGCCUCCACGUCGGCCACACGCUUCCACGAGCUGCACGUCCAGCGGCACACCAAUGUGACCAUACUGUUUGCGGAUAUUGUCAACUUUACGCCGCUUUCCAGCUCGCUGACGGCCAGUGAUUUGGUCAAGACCCUCAACGAUCUCUUCGGGCGCUUCGAUCAGAUUGCUCAGGAGAAUCAAUGCUUGCGCAUCAAGAUUCUGGGCGAUUGCUAUUACUGCGUGUCGGGCCUGCCCAUUUCCCGCCCACAGCAUGCAACAAAUUGUGUCAACAUGGGCCUGCAGAUGAUCGAUGCCAUCAGGUGA